This is a messenger RNA of Danio aesculapii, 1758 nucleotides long. RefSeq names its product glomulin, FKBP associated protein b (gene glmnb). Gene Ontology annotation, cellular component: cytoplasm. The record is from RefSeq and is a predicted model, not a curated record. Gene Ontology annotation, molecular function: ubiquitin-protein transferase inhibitor activity. Bases 1 to 1758 code for a protein of 585 amino acids. NCBI's taxonomy places the organism in Eukaryota, Metazoa, Chordata, Actinopteri, Cypriniformes, Danionidae. The transcript has 18 exons.
AUGGCAGUGAAUCAACUAGAAGAUGUAAUUCAAAGAUGGAGAACAAUUGAAGAUUUUAAACCGGAAGACCAUGAACUCUUUCUAAAUGCUGGCCAUACUUGCAUUGCCCAAGGUGAUGGCACUCUACUACUGAACUUCAUUAAAGACGAGGCUAAUAAGCACAUAGUGAGGUCUAUGGGCGGUGGUCUAGUGCCUGCACUGGUGAGUGAAGUGCUGAGAAAUGGCAGCAGUGCUGUUCAUUGUCAGGCUAUCCUCAGUCAACUUGUACAGAUCUGCAGAGUGAAAGAAGUUCUCAAUACUUUACUUCAACAAGUGGAUGAUGCUGAUCCAAAUGCUAUUGCGGACUCUAUCAUUGUUCUCAUGCCUCUUAUUCAGUCAGUUCUGCUGAGAAUGAGCGAGUUGAAGGCCCCUGGAUUGUCCAUGGCCCUUGAUUCACUUCAGAAACAGAUUUCAAAGUUGCCUGUACCGUACUCAAACAAACAAGAACAGGAAGAUGUGUAUGGGCUCUGCCGAUGCUGCACUGCAGUAGUGACCUUUGUACAACCCUUCGUGCAGGAAGUCAAGAAUCAAGACACAAACUCAGCGGCCACUAGUUUAAGAGCUACUCUUCUAAAGUUUUGCAUGAACAGUCUAAGGGAACCUCUCCUCCAAGCUCAACUGGACAGAGAGGAAAACACAACAGAAAUUUUACCACUGUGGAAUUUUGCAGCAGAAAUAAUGGCAAUCCUAGUAGUGAUCCAAGGAUCUCUACCAAAAAUCCUGUUCUACCAUCCUGUGAGGGGACAAGAGGACGGCAUGCUAGAGAAACAAGUCUGCCAUCCAGAUGAAUCAAAAGCUUGCAUUGCUUACUUGCUGUUUGUCCAACUUAUUGCCAUAGAUGUUUUCCCUGCAGUUUUUAGCCCUGUUUUUGUACUACAGUGUAAUAUGGAAUACAUCAAUCUUCUGUUGAGUAGAAAAGAUGAAUCAUGGAUUUUGAAAGGACUGGACUUACAUGUUAAAAGUUUGGAAAGAUUAACAGCCUGCAGUCUCCCAGUGGAGCUCUUAGACCUGAAACCAUUCCAUGAGGUUCCACAGAGCUUAAUUAAAAUUAUGAUUGAAUGUCCUAUCCAGCAUUUGAGAGGAAGAAGUCUUGUGGUGUUCCAGCUCUUUAUAGAGAAGCUUAAUGGUGAAGCUAAGCACAAAUUUUUCAGGCGCAUAAUAAAAACUAGCCAUCAUGCAGGUGUAGAAAGUACCAUCCUCAAAAACAUAAAGAAUCAAGUGGAACAAACCAGAAAGUCAAUCUACCAGGAUGGCUGGUUUGAGGGGACUCGGCUCAUCUCACUGCUCAGAGACACGAUCUGUCUCCCACAGGGCCACGAAACCGACUUGCUACAUGGAAUGGACAGGGUCAUGGAGUCUCUAAAUCUUCUGCGGUAUUUACUGAUACAGAAAAGAGGAAUUUCUACUGGAGAGUGGACAGACCUGUGUCAUAUUGCUGAGACCUACACAAAAUUACUACGUGUUUGUCUAAACAUGUCCAAAUCAUACUAUGGAAUGGAAUUAAAAAGACUUCGAGAAAACAAAAAGAUUAAAGCUAAAGAAUACAAGGAGGCAUCAGGAAAGAGAUCAGUCAAGAGCUUGAUUGUGAAAACGGAGACGCUCGGUAGCAUGCCACCAGAGGCACAGGAUAAGGUCUUGGAGUGUGCCCUGGUCACAUUUGACUUAAUGGAAAGUCUUGUGGUCCGGAUAGAAGAGAUCAGUGAGGAGAGUCAAAAAUGA